Molecule: messenger RNA, 3586 nt
Organism: Dicentrarchus labrax (European seabass)
Lineage: Eukaryota; Metazoa; Chordata; Actinopteri; Moronidae
Product: E3 ubiquitin-protein ligase CHIP
Exons: 8
Coding region: 451-1323 (290 amino acids)
Biological process (GO): positive regulation of proteolysis; proteasome-mediated ubiquitin-dependent protein catabolic process; protein quality control for misfolded or incompletely synthesized proteins
Cellular component (GO): Z disc; cytoplasm
Molecular function (GO): ubiquitin protein ligase activity; protein-folding chaperone binding
Source: RefSeq, a predicted model, not a curated record
ACACCCAAAUCAAAACAUCUGCAUUGAUCUCGCUGUUAGCCACCGUUAGCUCGUUAGCCUCCCAGCUCGAGGACCAGCUGCUGUUGCCGAGCAACAGCGGACAGUUAGCACAGCUGCACGAGGCGGAUCGAACAGGUAUGUGUGACGUUAUCGGUUAUUGAUUGGUGGCUGUAGCAUGUGUCGGUGUGCUCGCGGGGACCUCGUUGGAAGCUCGUUAGCUUUCACCGUAAAAACGACUGCGUCAUACGGAGAGUCGGUUUAGGACAAAGUUCAGAAACAUCAGAGAGGAAGCUAACGUUGGCUACAUGCUAGCAGUGAUCAGAGGGAUCGAUCAGAGUGAUCAGGUGUUCAUUCACACAGCCCCCCCCGACCCCGUCCGAUCCCGGCGUCAGGAUAGGGAAGCAGAGCGAGGUGGCGGCUGCCGCCGGCGCGGCGAGCCUCGUGGACAGGAUGUCAGAGAGCCCGGAGAAGAGCGCCUCGCUGUCGGCUCAGGAGCUGAAGGAGCAGGGAAACCGCCUCUUCCUCAACCGCAAGUACCUGGAGGCUGCGGCCUGCUACGGCAAAGCCAUAACCCACAGUCCGUCCGUCCCGGCGUACUACACCAACAGAGCGCUGUGCUACGUGAAGCUGCAGCAGUACGGUAAAGCUCUGGCCGACUGCAGACACGCUCUGGAGCUGGACGGCCAGUCGGUGAAAGCCCACUUCUUCAUGGGCCAGUGUCACCUGGAGAUGGAGAACUACGACGAGGCCAUCGGCAACCUGCAGAAAGCUUACAACCUGGCGAAGGAGCAGCGUCUGAACUUCGGCGACGACAUUCCCAGCGCUCUGCGGAUAGCGAAGAAGAAGCGGUGGAGCAGCCUGGAGGAGAGGAGGAUCAACCAGGAGAGCGAGCUGCACGCCUACCUCACCAGACUCAUCCAGACGGAGAAGAGGAGGCAGCUGGAGAGCUGCAGACACAAACAGGAAGACAAGUCGGACGACAGCAGAAUUCAGCACAACCUGAACGAGAUCCACACCAAACACGACAAGUAUCUGUCGGACAUGGAGGAGCUCUUCUGUCAAGUGGACGAGAAGCGGAAGAAGCGAGAGAUCCCGGACUUCCUGUGUGGAAAGAUCAGCUUUGAGUUGAUGAGAGAGCCGUGUAUCACUCCCAGCGGGGUCACGUACGACCGCAAAGACAUCGAAGAGCACCUGCAGCGAGUCGGCCAUUUUGACCCGGUGACGCGCUCUCCCCUGACCCAAGAUCAGCUCAUCCCAAACCUCGCCAUGAAGGAAGUCAUUGAUGCUUUUAUUAUGGAGAACGGUUGGGUGGAGGACUACUGACCGACGGGAGGGCCAAACUCUCUUAACUAAACUCAACUGUGUCUGUUACAGGAACAAAAAGGAUCCUGUAGAACAUUAUAAUGAGAAACUUUAUCUCAAUAAUGACUCAGUAUCACACAGUUCUGAGAAAGCUUCUCAUUAUAAUGUCUUACUGAAUCACACUGGAGUCCAGACUUCCGGUCCAUAGUUUGAUGUUCAGUGAUCGAAUGAUUGAUUAAUAGGAGGAAGAAAAAGGUUAAAAAAAAGACCCUGAAUAAUAAAACGAGGAGAAAUGAGUGAAAUCAUUAAAUAAGAGUCAUAAAAUCAAAUGUGCAAGUAUUUGCUCUGAGACGUCACUAGAGGGCGCCGUCUGUUCAACAUGUUUUUACCAACAGUGGAAGAAGAUUUAAAAAAAGACUCUUAAAUAAGUAAUACUGUUAUAAGUAAAAGUUACACCUAAAAGUCAAAUUGUACAAAUAAGUAACAGAAGUAGAAAUCCUCAUUUGGCCCCAUUCAGUUUUAUUAUUAUAUUUAUUACAUUAUUGAUGCUUUAUGUGUAAACAGCUCAUUUAGUUUAUUAGAAAUCAUGAUUUGAAGAGUAACUGUUUCCCUCUGAAGUGCAGCGGAGGAAUAUAACAUUUAUCAAACAUUUGCUUUAAUCGAGUUCGAAGACUUCAUCACUGCAGUUUUAUGCAGUUUUAAAAUAUUUUAUUGUUGCUGUUACUGGAAAUAUAUUAAAGACAACCACAGACACAGAAACUCUGGAACAAUAACGUGUGCUCGAUGUGGUUUUCCCACCAAAAUGACGUCCACAUCCACUCGUUUUCCCUCCAGAAUAUGUGAAUAUCUGUCAUUUAAAGAGUGAAACAACUUCUUCACCGACAAACUCAGUAGACGAAUCUUAUCUGAAUUAAUGUAAAUGAGUUCUUGUUUCCGUCCACGGCUGCUGUGUAUGAAGAGAUAAACAGCAGGUGGCGCUAAUUCUCCGGUCUGUGACAUUAAAGCGUUGUAGAGGAAGAAGACGACACGAUGAGGUAAUGAUUAAAAGAGCCCCAGGUCAGAGGUCAAACGAUGUAAACGUACAAAAUAAUUUUCGCACUUUGUCACAUUUAUAUUUUAUCGAUAAACUUCAGCGAAUCUUUAAUUAAACGCUUAAAACUCGCCCCGACAGCGUCUGACGCAGAUUUCGUUGCUCUGAUUUGGUUGUCGAUCCAAUUUACCCUUCUUGAGCCCCGCCCCUUUUUGGACCUCGGUCACCUUCCUCCUUUUCUGUACUUAAAAAAGUUGUCCGAGGCUAGCUCAACUGUUAUUGGAGAACAGAGCAAAAAGGGGCGGGGCUUAGGAAGGGUCUGAACGGUAUCUCUCCGCAGUUACUUAUUGGUGUCAUUUCACAAUAAGUAUUGAUCGUCUGUUAAUGCUGACUACAAUCCGGAGCUGAUCGUCACUUUAGGUGGAAAUGUGGAACGUUGCGUUUGCUGGCAAACUAUAAAAUGGGAAACUAUAGCGUUGCGUCUGAGAGAGAGAGUGUUUGUUAAAUAAACUCUGGACCAGUUUGUUGUAAACAUUAAUCAGUAAAUUGAGAUCUUAGUGAAGAUUGUUUGCUUGUGAUCUUCUUUAUUGUCUCUUUAAUUGAUAAUAUUGCUGCGUUUUAACGCCACAUUUGUCUUACGUCAGACCUCAGCUGCAUUCUCAUACCGGAGCCUGAUAAUCAACGUUUAUGUCUUUAUAUGGAAGCUCUAAACUGUCAUGCAAUCAUUCACUUCUUUUAUCCCGUUAUUGCGAGUUAAUUAUCUCGAGAAUUUAUCUCCGAGAACAAAAGGCAGAUUUCUUGAGAUAAUAAACUUUAUAAGAAUCAUAAGGUUGAAAUGGUUUGGUUGAAAGGAUGUUUUCCCUUCUGUGAUUUGAUAUGAGGGAUUUUACAUUACGGCUCAUUACAAACAUUCUUACAGCUACAGUUCAUAAAGUCACGUUGUUUAGUUUGACACACCCGACAGAGCAAUGUGUGUACGUCAUAGUCCGUCCAGAUUAAUCAACCUCACCUUUGUUGUACUGAGAUAAAAGAUUAAAAAAUCUUUGCAUUUAUGGCGGUUCAGGACUUCCGUAGGUUUCAGCCAUAUCAUAUCAAUCAAGUGAACGUCUGAUUUAAUGACAGCAACCGAGCAGAUUUACAUCUUUUCUUUGUUUUUCUUCACAGAAACCAGUUUUCAGUUGUUUUCAGUCGUUUUCAGUCGUCAAAACAAAUGUGUUUGAAAAUGUGAUCAAAAUAAACGUUCCAGCUUUUCUA